Molecule: messenger RNA, 2012 nt
Organism: Plectropomus leopardus (leopard coralgrouper)
Lineage: Eukaryota; Metazoa; Chordata; Actinopteri; Perciformes; Serranidae
Molecular function (GO): protein binding
Source: RefSeq, a predicted model, not a curated record
UCAAACACAGACAGAGACAGAGAUUACAGCACUCAGACUGAGGACACAGAUCUGCAUUUAUGCUUUUUAGCCACUUUGUUGUGUUUUAAAGGACAAAACAGACACAAACAUGGAGGCUGAGGCAGCCAUUCUUUCUGAAGCCUCGGAUGAUACAGGCAAACAAAUACGUUCUGCUGAGGAACCCUCACUGCAAAAAGACCAGAAAGAGUCAGAAAUACAAGAGGAUGAGGUGACCAAUGAAUGUGACCCUGAAGACCAAAAGGACACAAACAUGAGGACAAAAGACCUUCUUAUAACGAGUCAGAGGGAUAAACGGUCCAUAAGCCCGCUGAGUUUUCUCAAAGAGGACUUCAGUCAGUUUAAAGAAGAGGUGUUGAAGGUGUUCAGGGACAAAGAUACAAACCCGACAAGUCAGGCAGAAAAUAAACCUGCCAGCAGUACACUCGACCUCUUGAAAGAGGACUUGAGCCAGUUAAAAGAAGACGUGACCAGCGUCUUCAGCUCCUCCAAAGAGACAAAAUCCACAGAUCCUAAAACCAGUCUGCCGGCAGAGAAGACGAUCAAUCGUCUGAGCUUUCUUAAUUUCAAAGACGACCUCUCAAACAUCUUCAGAAUCAGUCUUUCAAAGGAGAGAGAAAACAAGGACACCACUGCCAAAGAAGACUCAUGCAGCAACGUCAAGAUAAAACCGGAAAAAGUCGAUGAGCCAUUUUUCCAGAGUCUGUUCGGAAAACCUUCUCCAAAAGCAGAGAACGGUGAGGUGAAGGCGAAGACAUUUCCAGAGACGAGCGAGGAACAAUUGGACGAGUGCAACACAGAGGCAGACAAUGUCCAGAAAGUCAACAACAUGAAGGACAAGGUGGAGGACAGUGAGGUGGAUUUAACUGUCUCUGAGGAGAAAACUGAAAGUGUCUCUGAAACACAACAAAGUGAGGAAGUGAUUCCUACAUUGCUGACAGCCGAGCAGAGAUGUGAGCGAGAAGACAGGAGUGAUGACAAUUCAGUGGAAGAUGAGAAGACAGGCAGAGAAGAAGAAGAGAAACAAGAAAUAGAGGAAGAAAAUCCAUCAGAGAGUCCUCCCUGGGAGCCUGUGUCCUCUGGGAUCACACUCUUUAGUGUUAGAGACCCAAAAAAAGAUGACUCGAGGAAUCAGCCGGGAGAGGACUUGUGGUCAGUGAAGAACUUUGCCUGUUAUUUGACCUUUGACCCUAACACUGCCAACUCGGAGCUCCACCUGACUGACUGCAACAGGACGGCGACUCGCGUAUGGUCAGACCACCAGCCCUCAGACCACCCGGACCGGUUCCAGGGCUGCCCUCAGGUCCUGUGCAGGGAGGGGCUGCUGGACUCGGUGUACUGGGAGGUGGAGUGGAGCGGAGGCGCUGACAUCGGCGUCACCUACAACAGCAUCUCCAGACACGGAGACACGGCGAACUCUCUGCUGGGACUCAACGAGCGGUCCUGGAGUCUGGAGUGUUCGGAGGGAAGCUACACACCGUGCCACCGUAACAGGAGGUUCAGGUCCUGCUCACCCCGACCCUUCACACACAGAGUCGGGGUUUACCUGAACUGGUCUGCAGGAUCACUGUCCUUCUACUGCGUCUCUCAGGACGCCAUGGUCCACCUUCACACCUUCACCUCCAGUUUCUUCGAGCCCCUGUACCCCGGGUUCUGGGUCUGGGCCUAUAACGGCUCGGUGUCACUGUGUCAGGUGGAGUUAGACUGGGAGCGACUGCUGCAGUGAAACCCUUUUUCACCAACAUGGAACUGGCGUCGUUCUGGUUCCUGCACCUAAUUUUGAACCAUUCAGAGUAUUUUGACCAAAAUUGGUUCAGAACCUGAAAAGUUAAUUCUCAGCUGGAACCAAAAGACACUGUUUCUUGAAAAUCUUAUUUUGUCUUGCCUUAUCGUAUCUCAACAAGUCGGAGAUUCCUUUGAAACAACAGACAAAACAUUUAAAGAGCCCGUUUUCUGUUUACUGAGCUGUAUUUUGCAGAGAGUCGAUCGUUAGU